Molecule: messenger RNA, 1261 nt
Organism: Phoenix dactylifera (date palm)
Lineage: Eukaryota; Viridiplantae; Streptophyta; Magnoliopsida; Arecales; Arecaceae
Source: RefSeq, a predicted model, not a curated record
CAAAGCAUACACGCCUUCUCUCCUCUCUCUCUCUCUCUCUCUCUUUCUCUCUCGGAGUCGGAGGCGAAGAAGAGAAGCGAAGCGAAUCGAAGCGCGAUGGAGAGGAGCGUACCAGUGAGGAAGCCCCACACCUCGACGGCGGAUUUGCUCACCUGGUCGGAGACCCCUCCCUCGGAAUCGCCGGCCGCCGAGUCCGCUACCCCCGCCCGCCGUACCCACAAGCCGGCGGGAGGGAUCAGCCCGGUUAUGUUCGGAGCCCAGUUGAGCGAGGAGGAGGCCGCGAGCGUGAACAAGAGGAAACCUUGCUCUGGCUCAAAAUUGAGAGAGAUAACUGGUAGUGGUAUCUUUGCAGCUGGCGAGGAAAAUGGUGCAUCUGAAUCUGAUGCUUCUGCCUCAAAUCCUAAUAAAACAGGUGUACGAAUGUAUCAGCAAGCAGUUAGCGCAAUGAGCCAAAUCUCAUUCCGUGCUGAUGAGAGUGUCUCUCCAAAGAAGCCCACCACACUUACGGAGGUAGCAAAGCAGCGAGAGCUAAGUGGUACUUUGGAUAGUGAGUUAGAGGCUAAAACUAAGAAGCAGACCUCUGACGCAAAGUGCAAAGAACUUAGUGGGCAUGACAUCUUUGGUCCUCCUCCCGAGGUUCCACCUAGGCCUUUAGCAGCUCGGAAUUUGGAGUUGAGGGGCAAUUUGGACUUCGGGUUACCCCAGCCACGAAACAUACAUACAUCUGUGAAAGUAUCCAAUCCGGCUGGGGGUCCAAGCAAUAUCAUGUUUAGUGAGGAGCCUGUGAUCAAGACAGCAAGGAAAAUCCACAACCAGAAAUUUCAAGAGCUUACAGGUAAUGACAUUUUCAAAGAAGAAGCACAGCCUGGAUCUGCUGAGAAGCCCCUGAGCAUGGCAAAGCUGAGGGAAAUUAGCGGCAGUGAUAUAUUUGCUGAUGGGAAGUCUGCUUCCAGGGAAUACUAUGGCGGUGUCCGUAAGCCCCCUGGCGGUGAGAGCAGCAUCGCACUGGUUUAACUAUCCUAACAUAUUUAUAUCAGCAUGUGUUGGUUCCUAAUUUAAGUCAGGAAAGAUGUUUCUCUGGACUGAUUAAAACACUUCUGCAUGUGCUUGUUGUUUUAGCAGUGUUUGGUCUUAGCUCUGAUGUCAUGGAGAUUGUUAUCAUAUAUGUAUCUAAUUUAAAGUUCAAACAAUGGAAUGCUGUCCCAUACGUUUUUUCUUGUAUCGUUCUUUGUAGCAUGCCACACGAUCAUGAUUUUGGACC